AUGGUCGAAGAAGGACUUCUCAAGAUCACACCAGGGCUCAUCCAAACCCUCCAAACAGCGCGAGCCAACUCCCAUUACUUGAGAGGCAUGUCCACGUAUGCAGCUUAUCCUCACGUGGAUAGAGCAAGCCGCUUCCAAGUGGCUGCAGGGAUGAUGGUCUCUAUCGAAGUCCGUGCAAUGGAGCACGAGAUCGAGCCAUUUCGUACGAAGUACUGGAAAAAGUCCGUCUUGGUCCUCCCACACGAUUUCCCAGCGGGCGAAGUCCUGAAUCACUUCAAGGCGCAAUUUGAGUGCGUUGCUGAUACGGACUUUGAUGCCAACGCCGUCUAUAGCGAUAUCGCAGCUGCCGCUGAGGACAGUAUAGGUAGCUUGCCGGAACACAGCCACAGGGCAGGUGAGGCAUUUGAUGUUAUUGCUGUGGCCGGUUCGAUGAGCUCGAAGGACGAUGCGUGGCUCGCUAGAAAGCAGCUGGACAGAGACGCGGGUUGGGGCUGGGUAUGUAUGCAACAUUGUGUUGUGCUUGAGGGAAGUGGAUGGGAUAGAGAGGAAGUAGGGAAGAACCACUUAGUCGAGGAGAGAUGA
Fulvia fulva is the source of this 582-nucleotide messenger RNA. RefSeq lists its product as uncharacterized. The record is from RefSeq and is a predicted model, not a curated record. The transcript has a single exon. NCBI's taxonomy places the organism in Eukaryota, Fungi, Ascomycota, Dothideomycetes, Mycosphaerellales, Mycosphaerellaceae. Bases 1 to 582 code for a protein of 193 amino acids.